CUGCGGACGGGAGCGGGGCGCGAGACGCCGCAGCGGACGGCGUCGGCGUCGUCGGCGGCGAUGGCCGAGGCCUCCUACGGCCUGAUGGAGCACCAGCGAACAGCGCUGCUCUCGCAACGGGACCAGGAGGCGCUGCGCCGCGAGAUCGAGCGCCGCGACAAGGAGCGCAGCGAGCGCGCGUUCGAGGAGAGGAUGCGCCGCGGCGACCUGAUCGACGCGCACCGCGAGGCGAUGCGCCGGAUGCAGAGUAACGUCAGAGACCAGUGAGACUGGUGCGGACACGCGCGCACGUGGGAUAUGGUAACGGAUACAUAUACAUGGGUAGUCUGUUUCGCCGUUGCUCUUUUUUUCGUCGUUUUCAGCUCGGGGUUGGUCGGGGCAGGUCGGAUCUGCGAAUUGAUACCCCUUUCUUUCCUUUCACUCGGGCUUGCGGCCCCUAUUCUCGCUCACACUCCCUCGCCCUCCGGCGCACUGCCAACGGGACAACCGCCAACCGCAGCCACAGCUACGCAAUUCCGCCAACAUACCCACGGUGUUGGUGCUGUCACGGUUGGCGCUGAUACCCUGUGUGGCUUACUCCUACGCCAGCAGGCGCAGACAUCCGGACCAUUUCGCGGUCCUUACAACCGGCCGGCAAACCGGCCUGGCCUCUCGAGUAUUGUCUAAUUCAUAAUGACUAGCACCGACUAAGGGUGGACGGGCGAAAAGAGGCAAAAUCAAGCGAGGAGGGGGGGGGGGGGGGG
Durotheca rogersii is the source of this 743-nucleotide messenger RNA. RefSeq lists its product as uncharacterized. NCBI's taxonomy places the organism in Eukaryota, Fungi, Ascomycota, Sordariomycetes, Xylariales, Xylariaceae. The transcript has a single exon. The record is from RefSeq and is a predicted model, not a curated record. Bases 298 to 666 code for a protein of 122 amino acids.